AGCGAGCGAGGUGGGAGGGACGGAGGCAGGGAGGCGUGCUGGGCCCGGGCGGCUGUAGAGGCGGUGGCGGCUGCGGGCAGUGGGAGGAGCCGCGCGGUUCCGGCUGCCCGGGCGAGGCGACCCUUGGGUCCGCGCCGCGGGCGAGGAGAACAGGUAGGGAAGCGGGCUGCCGCGGCUCUGGGAGAGGCUCAAGCAGCGGAGCCCCCCGGCGUGCCCCAGGCACCCUCGGCCUCUGGCGUUGAGGCGGGGGAGUAAGGAGAUGCCGACCCAGAGGGACAGCACUACCAUGUCUCACCCGAUCGCAGGCGGAGGCAGCGGGGACCAUUCUCACCAGGUCCGAGUGAAAGCCUACUAUCGCGGGGAUAUCAUGAUAACACAUUUUGAACCUUCAAUCUCCUUUGAGGGCCUUUGCAGUGAGGUUCGAGACAUGUGUUCUUUCGACAACGAGCAGCUUUUCACCAUGAAAUGGAUAGAUGAGGAAGGAGACCCGUGUACAGUAUCAUCUCAGUUGGAGUUAGAAGAAGCCUUUAGGCUUUAUGAGCUAAACAAGGAUUCUGAACUCUUGAUUCAUGUAUUUCCUUGUGUACCAGAACGUCCUGGAAUGCCCUGUCCAGGAGAAGAUAAAUCCAUCUACCGCAGAGGUGCACGCCGCUGGAGAAAGCUUUACUGUGCAAAUGGCCACACUUUUCAAGCCAAGCGUUUCAACAGGCGUGCCCACUGUGCCAUCUGUACUGACCGAAUCUGGGGACUUGGACGCCAGGGAUACAAGUGCAUCAACUGCAAACUCCUAGUUCAUAAGAAGUGCCACAAACUUGUCACAAUUGAAUGUGGGCGGCAUUCUUUGCCACCGGAACCAAUGAUGCACGGGGAUCAGUCAUCCAUGCACUCAGACCAUGCACAGACAGUAAUUCCAUAUAAUCCGUCAAGUCAUGAGAGUUUGGACCAAGUUGGUGAAGAAAAGGAGGCAAUGAACACCAGGGAAAGUGGCAAAGCUUCAUCUAGUCUAGGUCUUCAGGAUUUUGAUUUGCUCCGGGUAAUAGGAAGAGGAAGUUAUGCCAAAGUACUAUUGGUGCGGUUAAAAAAAACAGAUCGUAUUUAUGCAAUGAAAGUUGUAAAAAAAGAGCUUGUCAAUGAUGAUGAGGAUAUUGAUUGGGUACAAACAGAGAAGCAUGUUUUUGAGCAGGCAUCCAAUCAUCCUUUUCUUGUUGGGCUGCAUUCUUGCUUUCAGACAGAGAGCAGAUUGUUCUUUGUCAUCGAGUAUGUUAAUGGAGGAGAUCUAAUGUUUCAUAUGCAGCGACAAAGAAAACUUCCUGAAGAACAUGCCAGAUUUUACUCUGCAGAAAUCAGCCUGGCAUUAAAUUAUCUUCAUGAACGAGGGAUAAUUUAUAGAGAUUUGAAAUUGGACAAUGUCUUGCUGGACUCGGAAGGACACAUUAAACUCACUGACUACGGCAUGUGUAAGGAAGGAUUACGGCCAGGAGAUACAACCAGCACUUUCUGUGGUACUCCUAAUUACAUUGCUCCUGAAAUUUUAAGAGGAGAAGAUUACGGUUUCAGUGUCGACUGGUGGGCUCUUGGAGUACUAAUGUUUGAGAUGAUGGCAGGAAGGUCUCCAUUCGAUAUUGUCGGAAGCUCUGAUAACCCUGAUCAAAACACAGAGGAUUAUCUCUUCCAAGUUAUUUUGGAAAAACAAAUUCGCAUACCACGUUCUCUGUCUGUUAAAGCCGCAAGUGUCCUGAAGAGUUUUCUCAACAAGGACCCUAAGGAACGAUUGGGUUGUCAUCCUCAAACAGGAUUUGCUGAUAUUCAGGGACACCCAUUCUUCCGAAAUGUUGACUGGGAUAUGAUGGAGCAAAAGCAGGUGGUACCUCCCUUUAAACCAAAUAUUUCUGGGGAAUUUGGUUUGGACAACUUCGAUUCUCAGUUUACUAAUGAACCUGUCCAGCUCACUCCAGAUGAUGAUGAUAUUGUGAGGAAGAUUGACCAGUCUGAAUUUGAAGGUUUCGAGUAUAUCAAUCCUCUUUUGAUGUCUGCAGAAGAAUGCGUCUGAUCCUCAUUUUACAACUUGCAUUUGCCUGUGUUGCCAUUUAAUGCAUGGAAAAGUUGUUACCAGCCUGGAUACAAUGAACCAUUUUAUAUUUGCCACCUACAAAAAAGCACUUCAGUAUCUUCUGUUAUUGACUGUAAGAGUCAAUUAUUACAUCUAAGUUUAACUAUGAAAAAAAAAUUAAGACUAGUUUCCAGAUAAUUGUGUCAAAAUUUAGUUAUACUGGUAAUCUAGCAGCCUACUGAUGAGUAACGAAGUGGUCUUUUUUGUUUGAAGGAAAUACCACUGCUUCUAAAAUGUGUCCGUUGCGUAAGGCACGUGGUGGGAUUACAUCACAAGCCUCCCAUGAUUUUUGUCAUUCUUAAGUCAUUUAAGUGUUUAAUUUUGGAAUAAAAGGUUAAUUCAAAAUAUGACAACUUGUUAUAUUAUCUAUUAUUUUCUGAAUUCUUUGUGUUUAAAAAUGCAGCUGUAAAGUUUAUCAUUGCCUUGGAUAAUUAUUGAUUUUUAAGGCAACAGUUAUAAAAUUGGUAGUAAAAGUCGUUGCUUGCUUAGAAUUAGGGAACACAGAUACUUCUUGAGGAAGAAAAAUAGGCAUAUUUUAUUAAGAAUUAGAUUCCAAAUCAUUAACUAUUUUUUAAAAACUGAUGAUACAAGUGAUUUCUUUAAAGUACUAAAGGGAUGGCUUCUGAGCUUCUCCCCUUAGUCAGAACUUUAACUGGAAUGUUAACAAAUGUAGUUCAAAGGCUUCAGAAUGCUGUUGAAUGGAAAAUUUCUCAGUAUGUAGAAAGGAAAAAAAUAGAAAUUUAAAAUAGAUACAGAAAAGUGCAAUGGUAAUAUUUAUUUCUUACUGGAAAGUAAAUCCCGCAGUUGCUUUUUGUGAUUUGAUUUAAAUAAUAAGGCACUCACUUGUUACCAGACUUGUAAAAACAUUCCAUUUAUCCAGUGGAGACAGAAUGUAUGCUAUUUUUUCCUUAUAAUUUAGUACACAGGAAAAGAACCUAUCUUCCACACAACGUGUUAACCAUGCUUAUUUCUUCCCCCAAAUCACAUUAUCCAUACUUUUGGACCCUGUUUGUGGAGUCCAGUGAAAGCCAAGAAAAAUAAUAAACAUGAAUAAAUGUUCAGGACAUACACAUACACUCUCACAUCACAGUUCCAGCUCCUUAACUGAGUUUUUGUUAAGUAGGUAACACAUGUAAUACAGAGUACAAUACAUUUCAAGGGCAGAGUUUUUCAGAUUACUUUUUAUUAAUAUUAGUAUUUAGCAAUGUAUUAUUUAACAGAAUGCCAGAGAUAGCAUUCUUCUAUUGUUUAAAUAUUUUUUUUAUGAAAAGGGACUUAAAAAGUAACCAUAAUCAUUUAAAUUACUUAAAAUUGCCCAAUCUUAGUAAAAUUUAAUUUUGGGGAAAGCUAUCUAGUCUUAAACUUAGCAUGAUUUAAAAUUUGUAGGCAUUUAAUAAAUUAUUUUUUUUUGGGGGGGGGAUGCCACAUUUCGUUAUAAAUGCAAUUUUCCCAAAGUUUCUGGCCAUAUACUCUCUUUUCUUCAACUAACUAAGUCUGAAAGCAAUGAAAACCUUAAAGGAAAAUGUUUCUAUACAUUUACAUGUUUAUUUAAGAGGUAUAUAUGUUUCUUUUAAUACCUGAAAUUUGUUUUAAAAGGAAAAAACAGGGUUCACUUCAAAUCAUAAAUUUACAGAAAAUUCUGAUAUCUUAUAUCAGAAAUAUGUUUAUGGUCUUGCUUUUAAGUGUUGAUGUUUCCCCUAGGGCAUUAGUUGUAAAAUUUUUAAAUGGAAUAAUCAAUCACUUAGGAGGUUUGUUUAAAAAGCACAUCACUGUCCUACCUUAGAAUUCCAUUGGGCCUUUGAAUUGAAUUGCAUUUCAAGAAACACUUUUGAGUUAUUCUUUUAUUUUGUCCUGUAGUUAAAUAUUAGAAAGAAUGUUCACAAUAAAACAUUUUGAGAAGGGGUAGGCAGUGAGUUACUAACUUACCUACAAUUUUGAAUAAAUUUGGAACAGUUGACUUCUUCAAGUUAGAUAUCUUUUCAAAAAAAAAUCCGUUAGUUUUCUAUAAUGUUACAAAUGAGCAUUUUUCUGGGAUGAGGUUUUAACCAUUAUUCAGGGUGGUCUUUUGUUUUUAAAUAUUUUUUUAACAAGAUUUACUGUGUAUAUUUUAUACAGAAUUGCAUUACAAAUAUGUUUUUAAUUGUGUUCUGUUUUUUGUAGUCUUUAAGUGCCAUGCCAAUUCUUUUUAUAUUAUAUACAAGUUCUCUCAAAAUACUCACCAGAGGAAUAAGGCAGUUAGUUGAUAGAAUGGUUGGAAUUUUGGUGUUCUAAAAAAAAUUUUAUUUUGUAUAAGCACGAGGUCAGAUCAUUUUAUGUGUAUGCAGCCUGAACUGGAUAUCAGGUAUUUUGCUUUGUACAUUUACUUUUUAAUUUUUGUUUUAACAUUUGUCAUGUAGAAUACUGCCUUGUAAUCUGUAUUUGUGUACCUUUCUUUUUACUUUAAAAUCUUUAAAUAAAAUGUUUAAUAUCCAUCAA
Hipposideros armiger (great roundleaf bat) is the source of this 4585-nucleotide messenger RNA. RefSeq names its product protein kinase C iota (gene PRKCI). Bases 260 to 2050 code for a protein of 596 amino acids. Gene Ontology annotation, molecular function: ATP binding; protein binding; diacylglycerol-dependent serine/threonine kinase activity. Lineage: Eukaryota; Metazoa; Chordata; Mammalia; Chiroptera; Hipposideridae. The transcript has 18 exons. Gene Ontology annotation, biological process: protein phosphorylation. The record is from RefSeq and is a predicted model, not a curated record.